Molecule: messenger RNA, 1597 nt
Organism: Macroventuria anomochaeta
Lineage: Eukaryota; Fungi; Ascomycota; Dothideomycetes; Pleosporales; Didymellaceae
Product: DUF572-domain-containing protein
Exons: 1
Coding region: 261-1295 (344 amino acids)
Biological process (GO): mRNA splicing, via spliceosome
Cellular component (GO): post-mRNA release spliceosomal complex; U2-type spliceosomal complex
Source: RefSeq, a predicted model, not a curated record
ACACCUCCGACCGAACUCCGCAUCCUUCACGCUUCGCAGUGGUGAACUUCCACCUCAACCCCACUUGUGCCCACAAAUUACUGGCGUGACGCGGAAGUCCUUCUCUUGAAGGGUAAUCUCCGCCGCAUGAGCGCAGCAAGUACGACACUCUCAUUGCUCGCAUAAGCCUCUCCCCAGCUUGGAGCUUAUAUGACCCAUCACUCCUUCGAAAUCGAUAGCCGCGCACCGCGCACCCCACCACUACCAUGCAAGGCUUCAACAUGGGACGGUACUAUCCGCCUGACGCCUCCAAUCCCCCAACUUUCAACAAAUUGCACCCACUCGGCGCACGCGCGUCCAAAAUCUCCCAAGGCAUCCUAACCGUGCGCUUCGAGCUGCCCUUCGCCGUAUGGUGCCAGCACUGCAAGCCCGAAGCCAUAGUGGGCCAGGGCGUGCGCUUCAAUGCCGCGAAGAAGAAAGUUGGGAAUUAUUAUAGCACGCCGAUAUGGAGCUUCAAAAUGAAGCAUACCGCGUGUGGUGGGGAGUGGGAGGUCAGGACGGAUCCGAAGACGACGCAGUAUGUGUGUGUUGAGGGUUGUCGGAAGAGGGAUUAUGGGCCGGAGGACAACAGUGAACAGGAUGGGGAAUUGAAAUUCUUGAGUGAGGCAGAGAAGGCCAAGAGAAGAGACGAUGCGUUUGCUGGGCUAGAGGGCAAGCUGGAAGAUAAGGCGAGGAGGAAGGAAGACAAGGAGAGGGUGGAGGAAUUAUAUGAUAAGGCGGAGGUUUGGAGGGAUCCGUACGAUGUCAAUGCGCGGUUGAGGAAGGGGAUGAGGGAGAAGAGGAGAGUAUGGAAAAAGGAGGAGAAGCAUAAGGAGGCGAUGCAGGAUAAAUUCAGUCUCGGGCUAGACAUUGCAGACGAGACGGAUGCAGAUCGGCAGAGGGCAGGGCUGAUAGAGUUCGGUGGUGAUGAGGAUCGAGCGGAGAGAUGGAAGCCGCUCUUCGCGGCAACGGACACAGAAGCCGGAGAUGAGCCGAGCGCAAGACCGAAGACGAAGAAGCUAAAGGCUGAGAUGGCUGCGGAGAAGAGUCGCAAGAAUCUGCAGCAGAAGCUUGUGGGCAACACGCGCGCCGCUGUCGACCCUUUCGUCUUGCAAGAGACCGCAGCUAAGACGAGACCCAACCUCGGCAUUUUGAAGAGGAAGAGAGAUGUGGACGCUGUCGUAGAACCACAAGUCCUGUUGCAACCCGGCACGACCAAAGCCAAUGUGCCGCCCACUCAGACCCUUGCAGUACUGGUGGGAUACGACUCCGACUGAGGCGCUGGCGAUCAAAGCCUCCAUCGACCUUACGUCUCAUUGCUGCAUGAAUGGCGUUUGUCUUAGCGAUUGCAUUAUGAUACCCCAUUGAUGAUUCUAUUCUCAAUCCAUAACCUACUUCAUCGACGGCUCAGACCUUUUGCUUCGCCAUCCACUCCUCCGCCUCCUCCUUGAACUCUGGCCUCCACCUCGUCAUCGGCGGUCUCUCGUUCACAAUAUCGCCCACACCCCAGAGCAUGCGCUUCUUGUCUAUCUCUUCGCUUACGUCGUUGUCAGGGCAGAUGAUGUAAAACUUGUUCUUC